UAAGCCGCGCCUUGGUUCCCUCGCCUCUCUGGGCCUCAGUUUCCCUUCCUAGAGUAGUGGGGUGAGAUCCGCCCUCCCCGAGCGCGCCCCUUCCUACCCCGCGCACACCCGCGUCGCCGGCGAACUCCAGGAGCCGGUCCCAUGGGGCGCCGCCUCGACCUCCGGGAUGAAGCUGUCGUCGCACCCUCCUCCGUAGCCCGCAGCACGCCGAGGACCCCUUUAGGGAGUAUGCCGAGCCGCGCCAGCGCUUCUGUGCCAGCGAGGCAGACUCCCCCACCUGGAGCGAUCAGAAACCUUCUCGGUCGGUUCUGGCGCUGGGAGGCCCACACCAGGAGCAGCUGGGAUCAGGCACACAGACCCUGCUUAUGAGUAAGAUCACAGACCCUGCUCUCUCAGGCAACUGGAUAUGUACAAGGGGCUCACCCACCCAGAGUCCAGAUGACACUCAUGCCGAUGGCGUCAGUGAUGGCAGUGACUGAACCAAAAUGGAUGUCGGUCUGGGGUCGUUUGCUAUGGGCAGUGCUGCUGAGCAUGGUGCUGGGGUCCCUGCUGACCCUGCUGCUGCCGCUGGGGGCCAUGGAAGAACAGUGUUUGGCCCUGCUCAAAGGCUUCUACCUGCUCAGGAGCAAGCUGGAGAGGACACAGCACACAGCCAAGUGCCCCAGCCCCUCUACAGAGCUCAGCGUCACCUCCAGGGAGGCAGCACUGCUAGUGGUCAAGACCAAGGCCUCUCCGGCCGGUAAAUUGGAAGCAAAAGCAGCUUUGAACCAAGCCCUGGAAAUGAAACGCCAGGGUAAGCGGGAGAAAGCCCACAAGCUCUUCCUGCACGCCCUCAAGAUGGACCCGGGCUUCGUAGACGCACUCAAUGAGUUUGGCAUCUUUUCAGAAGAAGACAAGGACAUCAUCCAGGCGGAUUAUUUAUACACCAGGGCGCUGACUCUCUCGCCCUACCACGAGAAGGCACUGGUCAACCGGGACAGGACGCUACCGCUGGUGGAGGAGAUCGACCAGAGGUACUUCAGCAUCAUCGACAGCAAAGUGAAGAAGGUCAUGUCCAUCCCCAAGGGCAACUCAGCGCUGCGCAGGGUCAUGGAGGAAACGUACUACCAUCACAUCUACCACACGGUGGCAAUUGAGGGCAACACCCUCACUCUCUCGGAAAUCAGACACAUCCUGGAGACCCGCUAUGCCGUCCCGGGGAAGAGCCUGGAGGAGCAGAACGAGGUCAUCGGCAUGCACGCGGCCAUGAAGUACAUCAACACGACGCUGGUCUCCCGCAUCGGGUCCGUCACCAUCACUGACGUGUUGGAGAUCCAUAGGCGGGUGCUGGGGUACGUGGACCCAGUGGAGGCCGGCCGGUUUCGGAAGACACAUGUCCUUGUGGGCCACCACAUCCCACCCCACCCUCAAGAGGUGGAGAAGCAGAUGCAGGAGUUCAUACAGUGGCUCAACUCCGAGGACGCCAUGAACCUGCACCCGGUCGAGUUUGCAGCCUUGGCCCAUUAUAAACUCGUUUACAUCCACCCUUUCGUCGAUGGCAACGGGCGGACCUCGCGCCUGCUGAUGAACCUCAUCCUGAUGCAGGCCGGCUACCCGCCCAUUACCAUCCGCAAGGAGCAGAGAGCCGAGUACUACCACGUGCUGGAGGCCGCCAAUGAAGGCGACGUGAGGCCGUUCAUCCGCUUUAUCGCCAAGUGCACGGAGACCACCCUGGACACGCUGCUCUUCGCCACGACGGAGUACCCUGUGGCGCUGCCAGAGGCCAAACCCAACCACUCUGGGUUCAAGGAGACACUGGCCCUGAAGCCCUGACGCCUGUAAAUGCCCCCCCGGUAAUGUCGAUAGGGAGAUCAGGGUAAGACUUAGCAUUUCUAGAAACCUAGAUGUGUCCCAAAGCCAAAGGAGGCAGAUAAGGACCUUAAAGCAUUCUUACCUCCAAAUUUUUUUUGUUGUUGUUGUUAAAGAAAACUAAAUUAUUAAGCUUUCUCUCUAAGAUAACUUAUAAUUCUGCCAAGUUAUUUAUUUUCUUCUUUUGAGCUAGCCAGUGUGGUGUCUGCUGUGUGCGCUGGUGGCCCUGAGCUUGUGGUUCCAGCAGGUUUUGGAGACAACGGUGCCCCUCGUGUGACGAGAACACCAAGUUCUGGAGCAGAAUUUGCACUAAGGUGGAAGAGGCCGGGAGCUGCGGGACAAGGCCAGGAGCCAGAGCACAGCCCCUCUGAGUGUCUGCAAUUGGCUGACAGCCUGCGACUACGUGGGACCUCACUCCUAGGGAGAAGCCAGCCCCAGUUCUGAGAUGAGUGGAGGCCUAGAAGAUUUUGCUCCCUGGCACAAAUGACAGCUUCCUGGGUGAGAAGUGAAUGCCUGCUGGAUGCUGAUGGCACUCCCAGCCACACAGCCCUGCUCACUUCACAGAGCCCUUGAGCCAGUUUGCAAACCUCCAAGCAGAGGCUGCUGUUUUCCAGCUCGUCUGUUUUUCAGUGAAGGGAAGGGAAUGGCCGGCCUGGGUCUCCUGUGUAUUCAUUUCUUGCCCUUCACUCACAGCAGCUCAGACCCGCUUUCAGUCUGCAAGUUCUCUGGGCCGACCUGCCCCACCAGACAGCAAGCCAGGCAUCUUCCAAGCCGGCUCGCCUGCCCUUGCUCCCACUCCGAGUUAACCUCUCUCAGGCGAUGACCUUCAAGAACAUGCCUAACACUCUGGAUAACGGGCUAGCCAGUGUAUGUUUUCACCACCUGGGCCAGGGCACAUCCCCUCUGCCAUGCAGUUACCCCUGGCCAACCAACUGGCCGGCCCCACAGCCAGUGUGCUUGCUGCCUGGCACUCCCUCAGGGGAGCAGAGGUUGCCUGGAGUGGCCUUAUUUUAUAAAAGCAGCUUGUAAAAUGACAGUGUUGUAUGUCGCACAGCCAAGCUGCCAUUCAACAGAAGCAGAAAAUUCUCUGUCAGUCAAGCGUGGCACAGUGCCAGCAAGACCGCAGCUGCCGAGCCAGAGUGGCCGGAACCCCGGGGCUCCUGUCCCCGGCGGCCGCGGUGUGGGUGCAUCCUGCACCUCUGAGUCUGAGUGAUGGGGACAGAAUGGUGCUGCCUGACUUGAGAAUUCAGAUCUGAGAGUAUGAGGCCACCGUUCUGAGGUAGCCAUUACAGUAAUUCAGUUGUCUAGCCACACUCAGUUUUCUGGAAGAUGAAGAAAGGUAAAGUGUAGAACGGUCCCAGCGGUAUUCCAAACCUCUGUAGGAGUAUUUCCGUAAGGUAUGCUGCCACGGGUCCGAACCUGAACUCUGCUGUAUAGGUCUGGGUGUCAUCGGUACCCCGAGAAGCCUGACUGAAGUGCUUGCUUUGUACCGUAGAAUCUGCACUUUAGCAGCCUGUGAAAGAUGCCAGUUUAACGAUGACUGACUUCAAUAAAAUAUUUUAUUACAUAAAUGCCUGGGUAGUUGCUGUCUUGUUUAAGAGGUAUUCCCAUUUUGCAUCAGGACAUAAAAAGGAUCUCUAGAAUUUCAGCCCUAUUUAUCUUGUUCUGGCAAAAGAACAUUUCCAAGAUAACAGGGGGAAGCCUGCAAGUGUUAGGAAAAUGGACAUUUAUGAAAUUAGAAAUCUGGAUGGUUCUAUAUAUGGCCUCUGUCCUCAUCUCUGAGUGACACACACUACAUAGUACUGGGUAAGUACUGUCUCGGGGGUGGGAGAUAAGUCCCUCAAUCAGCAAGGAAGGAGAUGAGGGUAGAAAUGAAGGGAGACAGGCUGAGGGGGGUAAAUGCCCCAAGUACAGAGGAUUAUUAUUUUUUUCUAUUUCUUAACU
Condylura cristata (star-nosed mole) is the source of this 3792-nucleotide messenger RNA. It is a transcript of the gene FICD, whose product is annotated as FIC domain containing. The transcript has 3 exons. Gene Ontology annotation, molecular function: protein binding. Bases 439 to 1812 code for a protein of 457 amino acids. The record is from RefSeq and is a predicted model, not a curated record. NCBI's taxonomy places the organism in Eukaryota, Metazoa, Chordata, Mammalia, Eulipotyphla, Talpidae.